Diachasma alloeum is the source of this 2214-nucleotide messenger RNA. RefSeq names its product probable ATP-dependent RNA helicase pitchoune (gene pit). The transcript is spliced from 8 exons. Lineage: Eukaryota; Metazoa; Arthropoda; Insecta; Hymenoptera; Braconidae. Gene Ontology annotation, molecular function: nucleic acid binding; ATP binding; RNA helicase activity. Gene Ontology annotation, biological process: maturation of LSU-rRNA from tricistronic rRNA transcript (SSU-rRNA, 5.8S rRNA, LSU-rRNA). The record is from RefSeq and is a predicted model, not a curated record. The coding region runs from base 124 to 2028 and encodes 634 amino acids. Gene Ontology annotation, cellular component: nucleolus.
AAACGGAAUGUGUCCAUUUGAUAUUUUGUACAAACGGCCCCCCCUCUUGCCACAUGCGUUCCCCACAUGGACGUCUGAUAUUUUUUGAAUUCCGCCACCUUUUGAUCAAUUAAUUGCGCGAAAAUGUCACUUCCAGACAAAGUUUUGAUGCGGAAGAUCAAGAAGAGAGAGGAGCACAAGUUGAAAAUCAUUCAGGAGCGCGAGGCCCAGCGGAAAAACGAUGCUGUUGUGGAGGCGAGUGCAGAGCCCCAGAAACCUGUGAACAAGAAGAAAAAAAUUAAUCAGAAGAGGCCGUGUGCUGAGGACACCCCAAUGAAAAAGAAGAGAAAAAAGGUGGAGCAGUCUCCUGAAAACCCAGAGGAUCCUCCAGAAGACCCAGAGGAUCCUCCAGAAGACCCCGAGGAUUCUCCAGAAGAGGAUAAAGUUUCCAAUGUACCAGAAUCAGAAUCACAAGAGAGUAAAGAGGAGAGAGAAUCGGCACUGCCAGGCUCUUCAGUUGGUCUCAAUGUGUCCAACAACCCCGCCUUCUCCUCCCUCAAAGGCAAGGUUUGUGAGCAAACGUUGAAGGGAAUCGAGGACAUGGGCUUCACGAACAUGACGGAGAUCCAAGCCCGAGCAAUUCCCCCUCUCCUCGAGGGACGUGAUUUAGUCGGAGCUGCCAAGACUGGCUCUGGAAAGACCCUAGCCUUCCUCAUCCCAGCAAUCGAACUGGUGAAUAAACUGAAACUCAUGCCAAGGAAUGGCACUGGCUGCAUCAUCAUCUCUCCAACUCGAGAGCUGUCGAUGCAGACCUUUGGAGUUCUCAAGGAAUUGAUGAAGUAUCAUCAUCACACGUAUGGGCUGUUGAUGGGAGGUGCCAACAGGCAGACAGAGGCCCAGAAACUGGCUAAAGGGGUCAAUAUUGUUGUGGCAACGCCUGGAAGACUGCUCGAUCAUCUCCAGAAUACUCCGGACUUUUUGUUCAAAAACCUCAACUGCCUGAUCAUCGAUGAGGCUGAUCGUAUCCUGGACGUCGGGUUCGAGGAGGAACUGAAGCAGAUCAUCAAUAUUCUUCCUAAAAGAAGGCAGACGAUGCUGUUCAGUGCCACACAGACGAAGAAGAUUGAGGCUUUGACCACUCUGGCUGUUAAAAAGGAACCUGUGUACGUCGGGGUCGACGACGAGAAGGAGAAGGCGACGGUGGAGGGACUGGAGCAAGGCUACGUCGUCUGUCCAAGUGAGAAGAGGUUCCUUCUCCUGUUCACAUUCCUCAAGAAGAAUCGGAACAAGAAAGUCAUGGUGUUCUUCUCCUCUUGUAUGUCUGUUAAAUAUCAUCACGAGCUGCUUAAUUAUAUUGAUCUGCCGGUUAUGAGCAUUCAUGGAAAGCAAAAGCAGACGAAACGCACGACCACUUUCUUCCAAUUUUGUAAUGCUACGUCUGGCAUUUUACUGUGCACUGACGUGGCUGCUAGGGGGCUUGACAUCCCCGAUGUUGACUGGAUUGUCCAGUUGGAUCCUCCGGAUGAUCCUAAGGAAUACAUCCACAGAGUUGGUAGAACAGCUCGUGGUGAAGGAAGCAGUGGACAUGCCCUCCUGAUCCUCCGCCCCGAGGAACUCGGCUUCCUACGGUACCUCAAACAAGCUCGUGUCCCUGUCAACGAAUUCGAAUUCUCCUGGAACAAAAUAGCUGACAUCCAACUGCAGCUUGAGAAAUUGGUCUCGAAGAACUACUUCCUGAACCUAUCAGCAAAGGAGGCAUUCAAAGCGUACGUUCGUGCCUACGAUUCCCAUCACUUGAAACACAUAUUCGACAUUGAAACCCUGGAUCUCAUCCAAGUUGGCAAAUCGUUUGGAUUCACAGUACCACCUGCAGUUGAUCUGAAAGUGGGCAUCAGCAAGAACUCAAGACCCCGAAAACGUCUCGGUGGAGGCGGUUAUGGAUACUUCAAAAAUAUGAACAACGCCAGCGGUGGGAAGCAGAUUGAGAGGAGCAAGCAUUUUCGACAGGUGGGAAAGGGGAAGAAUGAUCAACGACAAUUCUCCAGAUAAUCUAUAACAAUAGCAAUUGCAUUCAUGAAUAUUUUUAUCUAACUUGAUUCACUGGCUACAUUCAUAUGCAAAAUAAUGCAUAUCUAUUAUUCAAUGUACAGUAUCAUUGUGCAAUCGUGCAUAAUGGAAGGAGACAAAUUGAAAUGUGUAUUUUUCAGAUAAAGAGGACUUGUUUUUGCGAGUAAA